Molecule: messenger RNA, 1762 nt
Organism: Cyprinodon tularosa
Lineage: Eukaryota; Metazoa; Chordata; Actinopteri; Cyprinodontiformes; Cyprinodontidae
Product: CREB3 regulatory factor-like
Exons: 5
Biological process (GO): response to unfolded protein; regulation of transcription by RNA polymerase II
Cellular component (GO): nucleus
Molecular function (GO): RNA polymerase II transcription regulatory region sequence-specific DNA binding; DNA-binding transcription factor activity, RNA polymerase II-specific
Source: RefSeq, a predicted model, not a curated record
AGGUAGAGCCUGAGCCAGCCAGACAACCAGGCGAGCGCCCCGCUAAGCGUCGCUGUUUCUGGGAGUACCGGCGCUCUCGAGAGUUGGCCACCAAGAAGAAGCUGGGCAGCAAUGUCCACUGGUCCCUGUCCUGGAGCUCCAGCACCCUCCCCAGCACCCUGUACCGCCGAGAGGGUAAGAAAGGGCGCCGUAAAGCCCGCAAAACAGACGCCAGCGACCUGACACCCAACCCUCAGAAGCUCCAUAACAUCGGAGAGCAGCUGCAGAAGCUCAACGCUGCCAUUAAGGGGAUGGGUCCGGUCAACGACCUGCCGGCCGUAGCUCGAGCCCGAUCCCGCAAGGAGAAGAACAAGCUGGCCUCCAGGGCCUGCCGGCUGAAGAAGAAGGCUCAGCAUGAAGCCAACAAGAUCAAGCUGUGGGGGCUCAACCAGGAAUAUGAAAACCUUUUGGGGGCCUUGCUACGGAUUAAAGAGGUGAUCCGCCGGCGGGUGGAGAGCAGUGAGGAGGAAGAUGGAGACGAACGUGGGAUGACCCAACGUCUUGAAGACAUCCUUAAAGAGUCCAGCGGUCCCUUAGUCGCUGGGCGGACGAAAGACUUUGUGCAAAGGAUUCUGGAUGCCAGCGCGAGUGGUCAGAACCAGCGAAAGGAGGCGGUGCAGACCGGAUGUCAGACCACGGGUUAAAGCACCCGGCACCUGUUGGCUCUCCCAUCCCAGCACCACCUAUCUACCUGGCCAAGCUUUCUACACCUCAGCUGCUCUCCCGUCGUGCACAUCAGAGCGAGAGCGUGAGCGGAAGUCAGUGCGGGAGCAGGUUUCCGCCCUGCUCCUGGUUCCCUACCGUCGGCUCUCCUUCAGCAGCAGCCGUGUUCAGCACCCUGUCGCUGCAGGCUGCACCACAAACACCACCAGGCUAGAGCUGCUGCUGAUGUCUCUACUGUGUUCAGUCCGUGUGUGUGUGUCUGUGUGUGUGCGUGUGCGUAACAUACUGUAUGAGAGUGUAUAGUGCUCCUCCUCCCCUCUGUGCUGUAUUGUAUCCCAUCGUGCCUAUGAAUAGACAUUGCACUGUUUUGUAGAUGGUUGUAGUUGUUGGCAGGGGCCCGGUAGUGAGCCGAGGGCGAGGGGGCAUCUGAGGACAGAGGAAGUUUUAAAAACAAGAAAGAGGGAGGAGCCCGGUGUGGGAAAACAAAGAAGUAGAUGUGUUCUCUCCUUCCUCCAGGCUCCCAUGCAGUCGCUGCAUCGGGCGCCGUCCUGCGUGUUAAAACACGAGACCCGCCCGAUGAACGACUCACAGUAAACGGACACAAAGGCCCCUUUGUUAAAGAAGCCUAAACCCUCUCCCCCCCGUUUCUUUCUGAUCAUCUCCACCCAUCAAAAUGAAACCAAGGCGUAAAAACGAAAGUGAAAACGGCACCUUAGACCAAACUGACCAAAGACAAGUGAACUACUGUAACACUCCAAUAUCACCACCGCCUAUGUUAAAGAAAAAGAAACAAAAAAACCUUUGAUUGUUGUCAUGGUUGCUGUAACUACAGUAUCACCGUGCAGCUGAGGGGAAGCCUGAAACUCCACCAGUUUUUCUGCUUUGGCUUCAAUGUAUGGAGUUAAUUUUGUUCCAAUUUUUGUUGGAAGCAGAGAAAAUAUUUUGUAAAUUGAAAUUUGAAAGAAAAUUAAAAGCAGAAAUGAAAUCUUUGAAAAACGUUGGUUUUGAAAGUAAGUUUGCUGUCUCUCAGAUUUUUCUUUUCAAAUUUAUGUUUCAGAUU